AUGAAACCGCGACACCACCACCACCAUCACCACAGCAGUAGUAGGCACACGGUCCACAGCCACACGAUGGCCACAGGAGCAGAUUGCUCCCGGACUAGGGCGACGACGACGACGGCGACAACAAAGCUAACCACCAGCCGGAGGUGGCGAAGAACGGCAACGACGGCGGCGACAGUGGGUCACUCGACGAGGAGCAGCCGGAGUAGUAGCGGCAGCAGCAGCAGCAGCAGCAGUCACCACCACCCGCAGCGAAGUGACCAUCUGACGACGAAACGACGGCGGUACCGGAACCUGAGCGCGCGGCUCAAGUGCUGCCGGCCACCGGGUGGCGGCGGCGGUGGAGUCACGUCCGCGCUGACCGUGGCGCUGCUCGUGGCCGUGCAGCUGGUGGCGCUGCACCCGACCGUGCUGCACUGUGCCAAAACGUUCUACAUGCACUGGAACACGACGAACAGCAUCUUCCGGAUCGACAACACGGACCACAUCAUCGACGUGAACAAGGGCAACUCGCAGUUCGAGUACGACCAGGUCCACAUCAUCUGCCCGGUCUACGAGCCGGGCACGUUCGACAACGAGACGGAGAAGUACAUCAUCUACAACGUGUCGAAGGUGGAGUACGAGACGUGCCGCAUCACCAACCACGACCCGCGCAUCAUCGCGAUCUGCGACAAGCCGAACAAGCUGAUGUUCUUCACGAUCACGUUCCGCCCGUUCACGCCGCAGCCGGGCGGGCUCGAGUUCCUGCCCGGCAACGACUACUACUUCAUCUCGACCUCCUCGAAGGACGACCUGCACCGGCGGAUAGGCGGCCGCUGCACCACCGACAACAUGAAGGUCGUCUUCAAGGUGUGCUGCGGCGACGAGCACCAGGCGCACCACGGUCACCUGCCGUCGUCGAACGGAACCGGCACCGGCACCGGCCCCGGCGAGGGUGGCCCAUCCGGCGGCGGCGGCCCCGUCAACAACACCAUCUCGAUCGAUGCGUUCGAUCCGAACUCGCGGCUCCUGCCGCCGGCCAUCAACGCGAGCCAGGGCAACAUCGUCCAGAACACGGUCAACUGGCCGGUGUGGGGCGGCGAGGGUGGCAGUGCCGGUGGCUCCCACCCGGUCCUGCCGCACCAUCCGCCCGUGCAGCGGCCGGGCGCGGGGACGGCACCGAACGGGCGCCACAAUCACCACUACACCGCGUCACCUCCGCGCACCUCCAUCAACAGUGGGAUCGGGAGUGGCAACGGUGGCGGCGGCGGGUACGGUAAUAGUAACAUUAAUAAUCAUAACAACAGUCCACCGUCCAGUGCACACCCGGCGGCCGCCAACAAGCCGACGAAGAAGACGAAGGAGUACGACAAGCACCCGAACGAAGUGGUCAAGAACGAGGAACUGACGUACAACAAUGGUGCGGGCCACGGUGUCCACGGUGGCCGGAGGCCGGCCGUGGCCCUGCUCGGGGCGGCGGUCGCCAUGCUGCUUCACCGGUGGUCGGGGGUGGUCGCCGGCAGCUGA
Messenger RNA from Anopheles cruzii, 1503 nucleotides. RefSeq names its product ephrin-B3 (gene Ephrin). Gene Ontology annotation, molecular function: ephrin receptor binding. Gene Ontology annotation, biological process: axon guidance; ephrin receptor signaling pathway. Lineage: Eukaryota; Metazoa; Arthropoda; Insecta; Diptera; Culicidae. Bases 1 to 1503 code for a protein of 500 amino acids. The record is from RefSeq and is a predicted model, not a curated record. Gene Ontology annotation, cellular component: plasma membrane. The transcript has a single exon.